Laetiporus sulphureus 93-53 is the source of this 2595-nucleotide messenger RNA. RefSeq lists its product as uncharacterized. The coding region runs from base 1 to 2529 and encodes 842 amino acids. The transcript has 3 exons. The record is from RefSeq and is a predicted model, not a curated record. Lineage: Eukaryota; Fungi; Basidiomycota; Agaricomycetes; Polyporales; Laetiporaceae.
AUGGAAAAGACAUCGACGUUGGAAGGGCGAGACAUGAAGCAAUACGUGGAGCGCGGCGUUCAGACCGAGCCGACUUUCACGUCCUAUCCGACCGAACCAUCAUCCUUGAUCCACAACGAUCCGUUCAAGGACGAUGCCCCACUGUCUCCAGGAAAGGUUCCGUCCUCAUCUCCAUAUUGCUCUCCGACAUCGGCACAAUCCGAGGGCGAGUAUAGCCUCCUGCUCGAAGAGCACUUGGACAUGUUCAGCACAACUCGCUCGACUUCGGCUGCCGUACGCACACUACAGGACAAGUUAUCGAUUGGCAGAUAUCCACGCCCAAGCUCUCACAAGCCUCCGGCCCCAAGAAUCGUGUCACUACCAGAGACUGUACCUGAGUAUUCUGCGAAGGCAGCCAUGGAGAAGACUACCAUUCGCGUAGUGUCGAUGCCUCUACCAGUCCAAGGCGACUGUUCUUUUCAAUCAAAUGACAUCGACCAUAUCGGGUUGUCGUUCACAUCUGACACCGAAGAGCAGAAUCGGGUGCGCGUACCAUCGCAUGCCUCGGAACUGCCGCAUACGCCGUCACCUCCAUCGUCCCCCGAAUCCGUAGUAAUCAUAGCGAAUAAGGACCAGCUCGCAGAGGGCUUCCUGCGCGGCCCCCAUGUUUCUGAUUGUUUUGCACAUGCAGACGAUGAAGAAUGGGUCGCUUGGGCGAAGUCCCCUCCGCGUCCCAUACCGGCCCUACAUGGCCCGUUAUCACUUCCAUACGCUCGUUGUCCAUCCGGAGCAGAAGGAACUGUGAUAGAAGAGCAAGACAAUCUUCCUCGUAUUAUAUGGGGUUUGGAGGGAGAAGACCAUGCUUCGUAUCGUUCUCGCUCCGAGAAUGUUGAUGUUAAUGUGCCUGCGCAGGCGCUUACGCAACCGGUAUCCCAAGCAAAGCAUCCCGCGGUUCCGCCCAGAUUGCAGAAACCAAAGUUUGAAACAAACACGCUGCCACGACCGCGUUUUUUGCCCGCCGGAGGCAAAACGCAGACCGUUCGGGUUGAGCCGCCGCAAGACGCUAUCGGCUAUCCUCUGCGUGGUCAAGAGCCUAUUGACCUCACCAAGCUAAUGCACGGCGAGCCGGACACUUGGUACGGCGACUAUCACCAUCAGCUAGACUACUUGAACAAGCAAACUAUGGGAACUUCCAAUGCCGGUUCUAGGGUUGACCGUCUGCGCGACCAACAGAUACUCGACUGGCAGAUGGCGCUCAUGACUCCGGAGUCACUGCAAGAUGCUGGGCAUUUGACUAGUAUUUCUCUAUCAGCCAAUGAAUUUGGCGGCGACUUGCAGUCUAAUGCAACAUUGGGAUCUCUUUCGUCUCGUCGGAACGUAGACUUGCCUCGGAACGGCGAUUUUCUUGAAUCUUCUGGCCGGCAUGUGCAAUCUGUUCAGCGCGCUCCGUCUCAUCGUCUGUCUGCUUUGGAUAUUGCUCAGCAAUACCGCCAGCAACAACUUCAGCAGCAGCAGAGUUUGCUGCCAACCCCGCCGAACUCCUCGUCGCCCAGAUGGUCCUCUAGCUUCUCUCCAUACCAAGGCUCUUCGCUGUCACCUGAAUUGUUAGCCGCAUCUAGUCUGCCAAAAUCAUCGCCUAAUCUCUUCCAGCCACGCAGUGCUAUAUCUCGUCAAGAGCGUCCUUUGCAUACUCGUGCGACGGCUCUUGAAAUAUCCAACAACCUGGGCAUACUGGGCAACUCUGUUGAUCUGGCUCUGCUAUCUGCGCUUCCUCAAAGCAAGUCCUUUGCAAAUGGUUCUGAGCCUCGCUCUGCUUACCCCUCUGAUGGUCUUCCUGCUAUUUCUCUCUCGGUUUAUGCGCAAGGCCAACGAAUACAGCAGUCAAACAUGAUCCGACCCACGAAGCAAGCGGAAAGGUCUCUUGCGCAACCGAGGCCUCCCCCGAACACUCCGCUCACCUCCAUGAGACUGCGUGGACCCAUUGUCGCAAACAGAUCUUCACGCUCACCGGCGACUGCAGUUCUGCCUUCGCCUAUGUCUACGAACCUGCACAUACGCAGUCUAAGCCAUCAGCAGACACGCUCAAUACCUCUUGCUCGUCUGAUUCAACGGCGGCUGUCGUCAGUUCAAGAGGAGGAUACGACUAUCACUUCCAUUCAAGGAUCGCACGCCAUCCAAGCCUCUUUCGGGCAGUCUCGUACUCGCAGUCGCUCCUCAGAGGAACCUAUCGGUCACACAGCAAGAGUUCCUCAGGUGCAUGCUCUCUCGUCGCCUAAGAGUCCGCUUCACGAUAGUGGUAGACAAUUGAGAGAAGCAACUAUCAAGCUCGCCACCAACAAGCAGAAUCAUGCCGUACUGUGCGAUGCAUUGGGCGAAGGCACGUCGCGGCGAGAAGAUCCUAAAGAGAUUUCUUCGAGAAGCCACGACAACAGUAAAGGAAGGGGCAGAGGCCGAGGUGGGAGGGGGCGGAGAGGUAGGGGCGGGCAAGAAGGUGCCCGUGUCAUCAACCGUCCUGAAAGAGUUGACGGUGGAUUGGUAGUGAAUACCUAAGGUUCGGUCAAUGGAUUAUAUCGCAUGCACAGCUGACACUAUUAUGCAGCAUUCCAAGUUCUUCAC